AUGCCGGCCAAAAGUUACGUGGAUACUGGGUUAGGGUUAGGGUUAGGUGUUGGUGUUAGGUGGUUUGUCACCGAAACUUCUUCUAACAAAGGAUUAGGCAAACGAUUAGCUUCUUUCAGCACUCACACUGGGUUUCUUUUAAACUGCAAUUUUCUGAAAUUGCCGUUUUAUAUUCCAUGUCGUGAAGGACAAAAGCUUUUUGGGGUAACGGCUGGUAUAGGUAAGACGCGAUUGGGACGAGAAGGUUUUAACAUUUUGCGACAUCUCUGGACACCACCAACUGAAUGGACAAGAAAUGGGUUUCAAGGAAAUAUAACAAGAUCUAGAAUUGCAGAGAUAGUUUGGUCGACAGAUAUUUCAAAGCUAUCACGCGAUAACUCUGUUCCUGCAUCUAUUCGGAUAUUUACAUCUGAGUUAUUAGCGUACCAAUUCAUGUUUGAUGUAUAUGAACUUGGGCACUAUAAGACACAUCAGACUUCACAGUUUAUCUUUGUGCAAACAUUCCUUUCGGGAACAGCGCCACAUAUUGUAAUACGAGCAAAAGAACCCACAUCAUAUUCUUGGAGAUCUCGACAAACGGUAUGCUCAGAACAUUUGCCGAGGAAUUUCGUGAAUGAGAAUAAUAAGGAAUUUCAACAGAAUUCUCAGGAAGAAAUUGCAAGACUUAUAUUAUUUGCUGUAAAACAACAGAAUAUGAAUUUAUUAAAUGAGACAUUUUCGGAUUAUUAG
This is a messenger RNA of Funneliformis caledonium, 729 nucleotides long. Lineage: Eukaryota; Fungi; Glomeromycota; Glomeromycetes; Glomerales; Glomeraceae. The record is from the annotation of a GenBank genome assembly.